Molecule: messenger RNA, 1385 nt
Organism: Quercus robur (English oak)
Lineage: Eukaryota; Viridiplantae; Streptophyta; Magnoliopsida; Fagales; Fagaceae
Exons: 4
Coding region: 333-1289 (318 amino acids)
Molecular function (GO): hydrolase activity
Source: RefSeq, a predicted model, not a curated record
AAAGAAUUAUUCAAUGUGAGAAAAAAUUAUGUGCAUGACACAUGGAUUCAUUUUAUAAGCGGAUCACCUACUGCACUUGGACCGUGCUCCCACCUAAUAAUAUAUGAGAUAAUUAACUUCUUUUCCCUUAAUUUAAAGUCAAAUUUCUCGCCUUUGACUUUUGCCAUCAUCCUUUGCCAUCAUAUUAAACAACUUUUGCGUCUUUCUCCAAAGGACCAAAGCAAGAUGCAAUUUUUAUAAAUCAUUUAUGAACACCCUUACCAUGGCUUGCAAUCAUUGAACAAUUCUUGUCUCUGGGUAUGUAUGCGUGUGAAAUUUGAGGAGUUAGGACCAUGAGUGAAGUUAACCACCAAAGGAUCAAAACCAACGGGAUAUGGAUGCAUAUAGCAGAACAAGGGAAAGGGCCACUUGUUCUUCUGCUUCAUGGAUUCCCAGAGAUUUGGUACUCUUGGCGCCACCAGAUAACAUACUUGGCUAACCAUGGCUAUCAUGUGGUUGCACCUGAUAUGAGAGGCUAUGGGGACUCUGAUUCUCCACUCAGCCCCAACUCCUACACGGUCGUACACCUUGUUGGAGACCUUAUUGGUCUUCUUGACCAUUUUGAUCAACAACAGGCAUUUGUGGUGGGAACUGACUGGGGAGCAAUUGCUGGAUGGCAUUUGAGCCUAUUUAGGCCUGAUAGAGUGAAGGGACUAGUCACUUUAAAUGUUCCAUACUUUCCAAGAUCUUCAAAUGCUAAACCUAUUGAAUCUGUCAGACAAAUGAUUGGAGAAGGAAGUCAUGUCUUUCAAUUCCAGGAACCAGGAAGAGCAGAGUGGUCAUUUGCAAGGUAUGAUUAUUUGACAGUGAUGAAGAAGUUCUUGCUCUUAAACAGAACAGAUAAUCUGGUAGCUCCUCCAGGCAUGGAGAUCAUUGAUUAUCUGGAGACUCCAUCAUUGUUGCCAUCAUGGAUUACUGAAGAGGACCUCCAGGUCUAUGCAGACAAAUUUCUGGAAUCUGGUUUUACUGGUCCUUUCAACUAUUACCGUGCCAUGGAUUUGAAUUGGGAGUAUCUUGCACCAUGGCAAGGAUCAAAAAUAACCGUUCCAACAAAGUUCAUUGCUGGUGACAAAGAUAUUGGUUUUGAAACUCUUGGCACAAAGGAAUAUGUGGAAGGAGAUGUUUUCAAGAGCCUUGUCCCCAACCUCGAAGUUGUUAUUCUAGAUGGUCACCAUUUUAUCCAUCAAGAGAGAGCUCAAGAAGUCUCACACGAAAUUCUUUCCUUUCUUUCCAAAAUUUCUGUGGACUAAUGGAUUUGUCUUUAGUUUAAUUGUAUUUGUAACCUGCAUCUUUGAUAAUUAUAUCAUGUAAGCAAUCUUGAAUAAAAAAUUAAACUUCUUAAUUCU